Rhea pennata is the source of this 2876-nucleotide messenger RNA. It is a transcript of the gene DAXX, whose product is annotated as death domain associated protein. The record is from RefSeq and is a predicted model, not a curated record. Gene Ontology annotation, biological process: negative regulation of DNA-templated transcription; regulation of apoptotic process; nucleosome assembly. Gene Ontology annotation, cellular component: nucleus; PML body. Gene Ontology annotation, molecular function: transcription corepressor activity; transcription coactivator activity; nuclear androgen receptor binding. NCBI's taxonomy places the organism in Eukaryota, Metazoa, Chordata, Aves, Rheiformes, Rheidae. The transcript is spliced from 8 exons. The coding region runs from base 248 to 2740 and encodes 830 amino acids.
GCAGCGCGGCCCAGCCCCGGUACCGGGCUCGGCCCCGCUGCCCCCGCCUGCCUCCCCCUCCCCUCCCUGCGGGGCGGCGGGCGCUGCGUGGCCGCGCCGCGGGAGUCACGCGCUCUCACGGCGGGGAAGGGCGUGGCGGGCGGCCGCUCGCCGCCGCCGUCGCCGCCGCCGGCUACGGGCGCCGUUCGCCGCGCACCAACAUGGCGGCGCCGGGGGCGGGAGACAGGAGAAGCCGCGGAGGACCCGGAUGCGGCGCCGCGCUCUGAUUGGCCGCCGGCCCCGCCCGCCGCGCUUUGCCUUGUACGGUAACAUGGCGGCGCCCGCUCGGACGGCCCCACCGGGACCGACUUCCGGUGCUGCGCAGUACGGCGCGGACGGCGGCUCGGUGUGGCGGCGCUCGGGCGCCGGAACGGCACCAGGAGGCGGGAGCACCCGCGGCCCGUCGCCCGCCCUGGGAUGCGCCGCUGAGCCGGCGGCCAUGGCGGCGGCGGCGGCGCCCGGCGGCGUCAUCGUCCUGGACGACGAGGAGGACGGGGCCGCGGCGCGGCCGCCCGCCGCCCCCCGGCCCAACGGCGCCGCGCCGGCGAGUCCCCCCCCGGCGCCGGCGCCGCCGCAGCCGCCGACCCCCGGCAGAGCCGGCGGCAGCUACAAGGCGGAGAACGAGCGGCUCUUCGCCGAGUUCCUGGCUCUCUGCACCCGCCUGACGGAGGAGCACCCGGAGGUGAUCCCCUUCCUCUCGGGCCGCCACCAAAAAGCCAGCGCCGAGUUCCUGGCCUCGGCCGAGCUGCGCAACGUGCUGAGCCGGUGCCUGAGCCGCGUGCGCGCCCGCCGCAACAAGGUCUACGUCUACAUCAACGAGCUCUGCACCGUGCUCAAGGCGCACACGCUGCGGCGCAAGGUGCCGCUGGCCGCCGCGCCGGCCGCCGCCGCCGCGUCGCCGCCCGCCGAUGCCGGAGCCGAUGCCGGCGGCGGCGCCGUGGCGGCGCCGGAGGCGGAAACAGCCGGCGGCCGCUCGGUUCCUUUGUCCGGCGGCGGGUCCAAACGUCAGAUCCGUUACCUGGAGAACCUGCUGCGCGUCUACAUGGGGGAAAUCCGGCGGCUGCAGGAACGCGAGCUGGAUCUGGCCGAGCUGGACAGCGAGGAUUCGACGUACCUGCAGGAAAGUCGCCUCAAGCGGAAAAUGAUGCGGAUCUUCCAGCGCCUCUGCCAGCUCAAGCAGUGCAGCAGCCUCACGGGCCGCGUCAUCGAGCAGCGCAUCGCCUACCGCGGCACCCGCUACCCGGAGGUCAACCGUCGCAUCGAGCGGUUCAUCAACCGCCCCGAGGCUUUCCCGGAUUACGCCGACAUCCUCAAGGUGAUCCAAAAAGCCAGCGCCCGUCACAGCUUGGGGUUGGCCCGCCGGCAGAUGGAGAGCAUGGCGCAGGACGCCUUCCGCGAGGUGGGCAACCGCCUGCAGGAACGCCGCCACCUCGACCUCGUCUACAAUUUCGGCAGCCACCUCACCGAUCAGUACCGGCCCGGAACGGAUCCGGCCCUGUUGGACCCCGAGCUGGCCAAGCGGCUACGCAAGAACCGCGCCGUGGCGUUGACCCGGCUCGACGACGUCAUCUCGCGUUACGCCCAGCUGCAGGACGAGAGCGAGGAAGAGGAGCGCGGGCGCAAGCGGGCCGCUCGGCGCCGCGCCGCCGCCGAUGAUGCCGACGCCGCCGGCGCCGCCGCCGGCUCCGGUUCCCCCGCGGCGGCGGAGAGCGGCGCGGGGAAAAGCCGCCAAGACGACGACGAAGACGACGAGGACGACGAGGAGGAGGAGGAAGAGGAGGACUCGGAAGAGGAGGACGACGAAGACGACGACUCCACGGACGCCGAGGCGGAGCUGCCGCCGGGCCGGGCGGCGGCGGGGACCGAGGAGGAGGAGCGGCAGGAAGACGGCGCCGGCGAGGCCACCGCGGCGCAGGGCACCGGCGAGCCGCCGCCGGAGCCGCGGUUGGCGGCCGCCGAGGAGCCGCGGGGCGACGGGCGACCUGCCGAAGAGGAGGAGGAGGAAGAGGAGGAAGAGGCGGCGAGGGCGAAGGAAGCUGCCGGCCAGAGCCCCGCGCACGAGCUCUUCGUCCUGGAGAUCGAGACGCUGCCGCUGGAGCCCGGCGAGACGCCGCCGCCUUCGCCGCAGGCGCCCGGCGGCUCCGAAGCCACCCCCAAAGCGGCUCCGGCGUCGCCGGAGCCGUCGGAGGCCACGCCGUUGGCUCCCCCCUCGCCGGAGGCAGUGUCCUCCCGGACUGUCACCGCCGCCGCGGCGGCGGAGCGGCCGGAGCGAGCGGAGGAGCGCUGCGCGCUCCGCGUCCGGCCGGCUGCCAAACGGAAGCGUCCGACCGCCGUCGCUUCCCGACCUUUGGAAAACGGCGCCGGGGGAACCAUCAGCUCCACCAGUUUCAACGGCAGCGUCGUCGCGACGCCCGGGCGGAAACGCCGCAGGCUGGAGCCGGCCUCCGGCGCCGGCCCCUGCGUCGAGGUGCACAGCGUGGGCUCCGAGGAGGAGGAGGAGGAGGAGGAGGAGGCCGAAGGCGGCUCGGGGCCGCCGCGGCCCAGCCCGCUGCCGGACUCGACGCGCGCCGACUCGCCCGGCCAGGGCUUGGUGAGCAGCUCGCAGGGCAGCCCCCGGCGCCUGCCCCCCAAGGCCUGCAAGACCAGCGUGGCGACGCAGUGCGACCCCGAGGAGAUCAUCGUGCUCUCGGACUCGGACUAGCCCCGCCCCCCUCAGACCCCGCCCUCUCCUCGGACUGGCCCCGCCCACUCCUCGGACUGGCCCCGCCCCCGCCCCCCCCCCCCCGCACAGGGACCGCCCCGCCCCGCACCCAAUAAAGCUCCGUUUUGUUACUGCG